Strongylocentrotus purpuratus (purple sea urchin) is the source of this 1122-nucleotide messenger RNA. RefSeq names its product ATPase inhibitor, mitochondrial. Gene Ontology annotation, molecular function: ATPase inhibitor activity. The record is from RefSeq and is a predicted model, not a curated record. NCBI's taxonomy places the organism in Eukaryota, Metazoa, Echinodermata, Echinoidea, Camarodonta, Strongylocentrotidae. Bases 83 to 409 code for a protein of 108 amino acids. Gene Ontology annotation, cellular component: mitochondrion. The transcript is spliced from 4 exons. Gene Ontology annotation, biological process: negative regulation of ATP-dependent activity.
UUGAAGAGGAGAAGUGAUAGCGGUGCCUUGGAGAACUUUCUGGACAGUGUUUCUCUAGUAAAUAUCAGUAAAUUUCCUUAAUAUGGCUUUAGCUCGUAUAUCUUUGCUGAAAGCUUGGCGACCAGUGUUAGCAGUGAGUCAAGUCAGGAUGGGGGGCGAAUAUGGAUCUGGAGCAGGCAGUGGAGGUGGUACUGGAGGAUCUAUCCGUGAUGCAGGAGGUGCCUUUGGUAAGAUGGAAGCCGCACAUGAGGAACAAUAUUUCAGGGCAUUGCAAGCGGAACAGCUCAAAGCCCUGAAGAAACACCAUAAUGACGAAAUCGAGGCACAUGAGAGUGAAAUCCGUAGACACGAAGAAUCAAUCAAAAGGCUUAAGAAGCGAAAGGAUGAAAUCGAAAGCGAUAGUGAUUAGAUUGAAUUUAUUCUAACUUGUCAUACGGCACCAUGUAUGAAGCAUAAUGUAUUGCAAGAUGAUAUUUUCUCAGAUUAUCAGUAUGUUUUGCUUCAAAGUUUGUUAAAGAUCUGUAUAUUCAUUCAGGAGUUAGUGGUGUGACCAACUAUAAAUACUGAUCUAAAAGAGAAGAAAAAUACUUUGCUCAAAAGGUGAUUGUUCUAUUUCUUUGAUUUUGAUCAACCUAAAAGAAUGUGAUUCUCUUCUGUCAAUUUUAUCCAUAGAUAAUCUGAAAUGAUUGUAGUUAUUAUUUUUCUUCUAAAAUGCAUCUAAUUGCCUUGUUAUUUUACUGCGUAUGCUCAAAGCAAAUCAAGUUUCAACUUUUCAGACCACAUGUGUUGAAAUAAGUUGAAAGAGACCGUCUAAUUUAGCAAUUAUCAGACAUACUCUACAAAUUGACAAAUAUCUUCCUUUUCCAUACCUUUAUCACAUUGAGAGUUGAAGUUUAGGAGAUUAUUGAUAUGUCCAUGUUUUGCAUGAGAAUCUGUGUCAUUUCCUUGAAUUACUUCAGGAAAACAUACUUGACUUUCUCAUAUUGAAAGGAGACUCCUCAUUGACGUAUCCAAAUGCUUACCCUGCGUGUACACACAAGGUAUUAAGUGUGAUACAUGUACAUGUAUGUGUUGUUUAUAGAGAUGUGAAGUUAAUACAAAAUUAAAAACUAAAACAAUGUA